Molecule: messenger RNA, 3018 nt
Organism: Cucumis melo (muskmelon)
Lineage: Eukaryota; Viridiplantae; Streptophyta; Magnoliopsida; Cucurbitales; Cucurbitaceae
Product: pentatricopeptide repeat-containing protein At4g33170-like
Exons: 1
Coding region: 493-2244 (583 amino acids)
Biological process (GO): RNA modification
Molecular function (GO): zinc ion binding; protein binding; RNA binding
Source: RefSeq, a predicted model, not a curated record
UACGUAAACAUAGAAUUGAAUUCCUAUUCUCAAUUCAUGAGCAGGAUGAAUUCAGGUUAGUGUUGCAAUAUUUCUAAGAGUGUAUAGCAAUAGGGGAAAUUUGAUGAAAUUGGGAUUGUAAAUGGGGGUAGGUUCAAUUUUAGAUAGAGAUAAAAAUGGAAUUUUUCCCUCCAAAGUUAUAAAGUAUAAAAACAUUAACCAGAAUCGGAGACUCCGAAUACAAAACCCUCGCCGCCGCGUUGAUCCGAACGCUAUUUCUUCGAUCCUUUUUCUUCUCCGACUUCGCCUACCGGAAAACCCUAAUUCAGCCGCCGAUCAAAACCCCCGUCCGCCGUCUCCAUUCCGUUUCACCAUCCAUAUAUAGGUUAGCAUUAAAAAGAAAAAAAAAAAAGAUGACAUUUUUAGAAUUAGGUUACAUUAUUUGACGAUUGUACCCUUAGUAAUACAUAGCCCAGUUCGACCCACAUGCCGAUCCGGAGGUAAAUAGCAAACAUGAAUGCCUUCUUCGCUUCGGACCCAACUCCACCGCCAGAGCCACCACUGGCAGCGGCAACAAAGGUCGUGGCGAAGUCGGAUCCUCGCAUCGACCAUGCCCAAGCAAUCAAAUCCCCGGCCACUGAUCGUGCUGUUUACAACAAUCUCAUCACUCGCUACUCCAGAACAAAUUUGCUCCAUUACUCUGUUCGUCUCUUCUAUCAAAUACCAUUUCCCGAUAUCGUGUCUUGGACUGCUUUCAUCUCUGCUCAUUCCAACACAUUCCUUUCUCUUCGCCAUUUUGUUUCUAUGCUCAGAUACCCAACUUUUCCCAAUGAACGCACAUUAGCUUCUCUUUUCAAGACCUGUGCUUCUCUCCCUUGUGUUUCUUUUGGCCUUGCUCUUCACUCCCUUGCCUACAAACUCUCACUCUGCAAUGAUCGCUACUCCGGCUCUGCGCUUGUCAAUUUCUACUCCAAAUGCCGGUUGUUCAAUCACGCUUGUAAGGUGUUCGAUGAAAUUUCUGACAGAGAUGAGUUUUGCUAUUCUGCCCUCGUUGUUGGUCUAGCGCAGAAUGCGCAAUCCAUUCCCGCAUUGUCGAUGUUUAGGCAGAUGAAAGCUUCUGAAGUUGCGUCGACGAUAUACAGUGUUUCGGGGGCUCUUUGUGCUGCGGCUGAUCUUGCCGCGUUGGAACGAUGCAGGGUUUUACAUUCGCAUGCUGUGGUUACUGGAUUGGAUACUAAUGUAAUUGUUCAAACUGCUCUGAUUGAUGCGUAUGGGAAAUCGGGGCUGAUAAUCGAGGCUCGGCAGGUAUUUGAUGAGAAUUUGGGAUGUAUGAAUAUUGUGGGGUGGAAUGCAAUAUUGUCAAGUUAUGCACAGCAGGGAGAUCAGAAUUCUACGCGUGAGCUAUUCAAUUCAAUGAAAGCUUUCAGGAUGUCUCCUGAUGAAUACAGCUUCUUAGCCAUUCUGUCAUCAUUUUGUAAUGCAGGUUCAGUUGGUGAGAUUAAACCGUGGUUGAGAAGGAUGAUAGUGGAGUAUGGAGUGAAACCUACUCUUGAACAUUUUACUUGUCUCAUAGAUGCGUUGGGGAGAGCUGGGAAAUUAGAAGAAGCCGAGAGGGUAGCCAUGACAAUGCCUUUUGUGCCAGAUGAGGCGGUUUGGCGUGCAUUGCUAACAAGCUCUGCAAGCCAUGGUGCCGGUGAUAUGGCAUGGAAAAUGGCAAAACGGCUACUGGAGCUCAACCUGCAUGACGACUCGGCUUAUGUGAUUGUUGCCAAUGCUCUAUCUGCUACAGCAAGAUGGGAGGAAGUGGCAGUAGUGAGGAAGCUGAUGAAAGAGAGAGAUGUGAAGAAGAAAAGUGGGAGAAGUUGGAUUGAAGUGAGAGGGGAGGUUCAUGUGUUUUUAGCGGGGGACAGAAACCAUGAAAGGGCUGAGGAGUUGAAUGCAAAGCUAAAAGAGUUGGUUGGGGAGAUAGAGAAGCUUGGGUAUGUUCCAAUCUGUGGUGAGGUGCUUCAGGAAGUAGGGGAAAAGGAAAAGAAAGAAGCACUUUUGUAUCAUAGUGAGAAGUUGGCACUGGCUUAUGGGAUACUGACCGGAGUUGCACUACCGGGAAAAGCUCUACGAAUUGUAAAGAAUCUAAGAAUAUGCAGAGAUUGUCAUCAAUUUUUCAAAUAUGCAAGUAGGGUGCUGAAGAAGGAGAUUAUAGUUAGAGAUGUCAAUAGAUACCAUAGAUUUUCAUAUGGUGGUUGCACCUGUGCAGACAUCUGGUAAAGACGUAAACCAAUAAAUCCUCGUAUACGAAAUGGAUUCAUCAUAUUCAUUAUCAUUAUUCAGACCAACAUUCUGCAAAUUCGAAGAGAAUCUCAUGCGUACUAUAAUUCUUCUAGGAUUUUGUCAGCAACCAAACAGGAUAUACCAAGAAAAGAUAACAGGGAAAGCGAAUAAGAAAUACUCUUAAAAGAACUGCGAUUCUAAAAUCAUUAUCAUAAUUCAUCAUAAGAGAAAGGAACCUUGAGGACAAGAGAAAAACGGCUCGGCAAUGGAACUUGCAAUUCACUUUUGAACUGACACGGCGGGAGCACCGAGCAAGGUGGCUUGCUGCAACUCGAACUCAUUGAGCUGCUGUUCGCGAUCCAUCUCAAUGAUGAGCGGGACAAUGAGGAUGAGGAAUGUGGUGCCGGCGAUCCAGGCGGCUUUACCGGUGCUCCGCAGCAGUUCAUUGGUGACGAAAGCAGUAUUUGAAGCAGCGCGUCUGGAUUGGCGAUAGAUCGAGGAUUCGGAAACGGAACGCGAGAACCUGGCGUCGCUGUCGUCGUUGCUGGUGAGUGACAAUCGGUUCUUGCCAUUGACCGCCAUGAGAGACGCGCGCAGAGGAGAGCUUGGCUUUCGAGGGAUCGAACGCCAACGGAAUUUCAAUUUUGGUUAUACGGAGAAUGUGUGUUCCUAAUUUUACAAAAUUGAACGAUUUUUGUACAUCAAUUUUUAGACCCUUUGUUAUAUAUAAACUUUCUAAUUUUUCUUUUUUAAGAAUGAGUUUGCUCGUUA